CGUACCUACAGGUUACAAGCACUACUUAGGCGAGGCCGCAAACAGCCUAAAUUCCGGGGCCGGGGGAGUGGUGCUAAUAGAGGCAAGAUCAAAAGGGCGACGCUAGAGGCAAACUUCAAACCCCGGUUCGCAACGAGGAGAACAACAAACCAACACUCACAUCACUAGAGCUAGCCCUCGUUCGCAUCUUCAACGUGUUUCGACAUAACCUAGCUAAAAAGCAGCAGAUUGGCAGGAGAUAACAGCUACGUAUGUACCAGCUGGCCCG
This is a messenger RNA of Linum tenue, 268 nucleotides long. The record is from the annotation of a GenBank genome assembly. NCBI's taxonomy places the organism in Eukaryota, Viridiplantae, Streptophyta, Magnoliopsida, Malpighiales, Linaceae.